AUGAUAAAGCGCACCAAAGUUUCUAUUACGAGGGAAAAGCACACCCCGGAUUACGUUCCGGAGGGAGCUAUCUCGUUCAGCGAUGAAGAUGCUGAGGGCAUUGUACAACCUCACAAUGAUGCACUAGUAAUAUAUGUACUUUUUAAUAAAUCUCAAGUUAAACAUGUAUUGAUUGAUCCUGGUAUCUCAGCCAACAUUAUCAGAUCAAGGGUCGUAGAGCAACUGGGACUACAUGAUCAAAUUGUACCAGCAGUUUGGAUAUUAAAUGGGUUCAAUAUGGCAUGUCAGACCACGAAAGGAAAAAUAACUCUGUCGGUAAACAUUGCCAGGACAACCCAAGAAAUGAAGUUCUACUUGAUCGAAGGGCAUAUGAGAUACAAUGCUUUAUCCAGAAGGCCAUGGGUCCACAACAUGAGGGCAGGACCUUCGACCUUACACCAGGCACCGAAAUUUCCCACGCCGGGGAGAGUCAAAAUGAUCUACAGAAAACAGCCGCCCGUAAGGGAAAUGUUUGUUGUCGAUGAAGUGAUCUCGGUUCCCGCGGUCUUAACAUUGAGAAGCAAGGAACCGACCAAAAAAGAAAAGAUUAAAUAG
Nicotiana tabacum (common tobacco) is the source of this 594-nucleotide messenger RNA. The record is from RefSeq and is a predicted model, not a curated record. NCBI's taxonomy places the organism in Eukaryota, Viridiplantae, Streptophyta, Magnoliopsida, Solanales, Solanaceae.